Messenger RNA from Medioppia subpectinata, 1635 nucleotides. The record is from the annotation of a GenBank genome assembly. NCBI's taxonomy places the organism in Eukaryota, Metazoa, Arthropoda, Arachnida, Sarcoptiformes, Oppiidae.
GUAGUUGUAAUGAAUUAAUUUUGAUUAGUCUUAAGUUAUUUAGUAAAAUAUGUUAUUUAUUUAACUUAAUUAAUAAUGGAUUCAGAACUGGUGGACAAAUUGUUGCCAGACACUGAUCGCUAUGACCAUGCUCAAAAGUGCAAAAAGUUUAUGUCGCUCAGGUUCCUGGUGGCAUUUGUGUCGCUACUGGGUUGCGCUGUGAUGUAUAUGACCAGGGUCAAUAUCAAUGUUGCCAUCGUUGAUAUGGUGACUGUUGUGCCAAAGAUUAGUGUCAUUAAUACCGCAUUCAAUCAAUCAGUGCUUUCCGAUGAAUGUCCGGUCGAUUCUUUAAACAUUGACAACACAACCAUUGUUGGAGAGUUUGCUUGGUCUCCACCAACACAGGGAAUUGUGCUUGGUGCUUUCUAUUAUGGUUAUAUUUGGCCGCAAAUAUUUGGCGGUCGCCUAUCGGAACUAUACGGCGCUAAGUAUAUGAUCGGUAUCGCGAUAUUCACGUCGGGUGUCAUCAAUCUAUUCACACCUUUCAUUAUACGCUGGAAUUACUACCUCUUCAUUGGAUCUCGAGUUGUGUUGGGUUUGGUUCAGGGAAUACUGUUUCCCUCAUUCAUGGUAUUGAUGUCCAAAUGGAUACCACCCGAAGAGCACAGCACAUUCAUCCCAUGGCUGGAUGUCGGCUGUACUAUCGGCACAAUUGUCUGCUCCGCCGGUGCCGGACAUCUCAUUGAGAACAAAGUGAUGGGUGGCUGGCCUUCAGUCUUCUACAUAUGCGGUGUUGUGGCGAUCGUGUGGUGUUUCCUAUGGUUUUCAGUCAUCACUUCUAGUCCUUCCUCUCACUCGUGGAUAACAGACACUGAAUUGAAUCACAUCUUAAAGAGAGCAGACAAUAGGAGACACAACAAAACUCGGGACUCAAUCCCGUGGAAGAGAAUACUGACAUCGAAACGCUUUCUAUCGGUAUUGAUAUCAAAAGUGUUGUUUGGCAUUACAUGGGAUUUCAUAACAUCCAAAAUUCCGGCUUAUUUUCAAGAUGUCAUACAUUUUCCCAUCUCUGAGAACGGAUCCAUUUAUUCAAUAUUAAUGUUAGGUUUGGCCAUCACUUCAAUGAGCUCUGGUUUUGUGGCCGAUAUGAUCCUCGAAACCAAAUGGAUUAGCAAAACAAAUGUGAGAAAAUUAUUUCAAACGAUAGCUGGCGUGGGAAUGGCUGUCGCACUAGUGAUGACCACAUUUGCCGGCUGUGAUAAACUCAUGAACAUUACGUUACUGACUGUGUGUAUGCUUGUGAUGGGCAUCACAUCCGGUGGUGAUGUGCCGAUUGUGGCCGAUAUGACGGAGACCUACACCGGCACUGUGUUUGCCAUAAUGAACUCGAUCGGAUCAAUCGGCGGGUUUAUUGUCCCCUAUUUUGUUGGCGUUGCGAUCGAUAGUAAUCCCAAUUCAAUGCAAACCUGGAGUCAUCUCUUUUACUUCGCGGCUACUCUUGAUAUAAUCGGAGUGAUUGUGUUUAUGUCGUACUCGUCGGCCGAACCCCAACACUGGGAGUCUAUUGACGAGACCAAUGAUGACUAUACUAUAGAUUAUACCAUUCUUUUCGAUCAAAAACAUAUUAAGAAAAAUUUACACAAAUAUAGUCUUUGA